AUCCAAUUGUGUCCUGCGUAUACUGGACAACCCAACCUCGAUUCGCUCAGCUCAGUACCUUGGGCUUUUGCUGUUGAACUAGAUUGUGUACCUUGACUUUGUAGCAUCUCUGCUUAUCUUUGUGAUCCCACAAUCAUCACCAUGAUCACAGCCCAGCUGAGGGACGCCCUGCAAGAGGCUGUGGUUAUGUGCUCAGAGAGAUGCCUCUAUCAAUCAGCAAAAUGGGCCGCAGAGCUUCUCAGUGCCAUCCCCCCAGAUACCAAUGAUGCAGACCCGGAAGGAGACCAAAAUCGCUUCAUUUCUCCGGGUUUUGCCCGCAAUCCAGAUCCAACAGAGGCAGCCCUUGAAGCCGCCGAAUUCAACAAGUACCUGCUUGCAAAAUCGUUCUUUGAUUGCAAAGAAUUUGAUCGAUGCGCCGCCGUCUUCCUCCCCGACUCUCUACUCGCCGGUUUAGUACCAACCACCCGAGCCGAAGACAAUAUACCAUCGGCAAAUGCAACAAAAGACCAAGCCAAGCCUCCCUCCACACAAACUUUACGUCCCCAUGAUUUACCAGAACUGAGCCAGAAGAGUCUGUUUCUUGCACUAUAUGCCAAGGUGAUCUCGGGCGAAAAGCGCAAGGAUGAAGAUGCCGAGAUGGUUAUGGGCCCUCAUGACCUUGGUACCAUUGUCAACAAACAGCUGCUUCCGGUCAGCAACUACCUUGAGCAAUGGUUUAAUAGGAGGUCAAAUGAGGAUGGAUACACUCCAGGGAGUCAGGGGUGGUUGGAAUACUUAUACGGUAUGGUUUUGGCAAAAUCAAAGAGUGAGGCCGAGGCAAUGGAGUGGUUUAUCCGCAGCGUCCAUCUGUUUCCCAUGAACUGGGGCUGCUGGUUGGAGAUGACCUCACUCAUAUCAAGGGUAGCAGAUCUUAACGCCAUAUCACCUCAGUUGCCACAGAACAUAGUGUCGUUCAUGUUUCACCUACACACGUCGUUGGAGCUUUAUCAGCAGGGACCGCAACUUGCCCACUCAUUGGAGGAGCUUUUGAAGCUUUUUCCCACGUCAUCUUUUCUUCUCACAUGCAGGGCAUUGUUGGAAUAUCACAACAAAGAUCUUACCCUGGCUGAGCAACACUUUAGUACACUUCUCGCGCUUCAUCCUCAUCGGCUCGACUCUCUAGAUCACUAUUCCAACAUCCUCUACGUACUCAACUACCGGCCCAAACUAGCAUUCCUAGCCCAUCUUUGCUCGUCAGUGGACAAGUUCCGACCGGAAUCAUGCGUCGUUGUCGGCAACUAUUACUCUUUGCUGUCAAUGCACGAAAAGGCCGUGCAGUACUUCCGACGAGCUUUAACACUGGACCGUUCUUGUCUUUCGGCCUGGACCCUGAUGGGUCAUGAAUACGUGGAACUAAAGAACACGCAUGCCGCCAUAGAGUCAUAUCGUCGAGCGGUUGAUGUCAAUCGUCGCGAUUACCGUGCAUGGUACGGCCUCGGACAGACAUACGAGGUGUUGGAGAUGCACACAUACGCUUUAUGGUAUUACAAAAAGGCUGCCGGUCUCAGGCCCUGGGAUGGCAAAAUGUGGAUGGCAGUGGGCUCUUGUCUGCAAAAGAUGGGUCGCGAACGAGAUGGAAUCAAGGCGCUAAAGCGUGCUCUCCUAGCUGACUCGUCAUACGAGACUGGUUCUGGAUCUGGACAAGGAACAGCCGGAGCAAGCGGGAGCUUUACCGGUGGAGGUCUCGAUAGAACCGGUGCUCUCCAUAUGGAUCCCGAGGUUCUUUUACAAAUCGCCAAUAUGUACGAUAAUCUCGGAGAGUUGGAUGAAGCUCGCAUGUACAUGGAGCUAUGCGUCUCUCAAGAGGAUGGAGGGGAAGAGGACGAAAUGGCCGGGCUAGGAAACUCGAUCAGCAUUCACAGGGAUGCCUCGGUGGGGUCAGAUGAUGACGAGCCAAGGCCGGAGGGCAGCAAAAUGAACACAACACUGGUGGUAGCAGGCGGUGGUACUGGCGUGACUCCUGCCACAAGCAAGGCUCGUAUGUGGCUAGCACGUCACGCUUUGGAAUAUGAAGACUACGCCGAAGCGCACAGACUUGCAACGGAGCUAUGUCAGGAUGGAGUCGAGGUCGAAGAGGCCAAAGCGCUUAUACGUGAGGCACGGGCGCAGAUGGAUCUCGCACAAGCUCAAGGGGAUGGAGCAGGCAGUGGUGGCGCCAUGUCGCGCACACCUCAGCAGGCCAGAGGCUAGAAGCCACAAUACCAGCGCGAGGAUUUAGUUGAUAGGUUUCAGCUGCAGGACAACCUGGAGGUUCCUCUGAGGACUAUUCAGUCUUUUCAGGUUCUGAGCGAGGUAUCGUCAAUCAAUGAUAAUCUCCGGGAUCUGGCCAUCGCACGUCCCCCUUAUCAACUGAGGGGAGAUGCGCCGGUUUUUGUCAGUCACGGUGGCAACCCAGGCGGCGUAGAUGCGACGUCGGCUCAAUCAACUUUGGACAGAGGACGGCUUGAGACUGAGCCCGAAGAGCCUGCGAGUCCGAGGCGACGCCGUAUGAGAGCAACUCAAGGCACGCAGUCAGCCAGUCGUCGAUCCCGCCAAAGAGAACCAGGAGACAUUCGGAGUCAUCCAGGUGCGUUAGACGACUGGGCCGAACAGAUCGAAGUCGAAAGACGGCGUCGUGCACAGAGAGAGCAACAACAUCAACAGUGGCUGGAGACGUUUGAUCUCCAGGUUACGCAACAAUCGAUGGAGUUGAGAAUUACUGAGCGGCAUGUUCGACAGCAGCGGAUGGAUAUGAGUAAUAACGGCCAAUCGGCUAUAGGCCCUCCAUCAUCUAGAACUAGAACAAGGACCGCAAGAGCGCGGUCGGGAUCGGCAGCUACUACGAUGCUACGAUGAAUGCGAGAAGGGCAGAAUAUGAUAACAUCCAGA
This is a messenger RNA of Pyricularia grisea, 2907 nucleotides long. RefSeq lists its product as uncharacterized. Lineage: Eukaryota; Fungi; Ascomycota; Sordariomycetes; Magnaporthales; Pyriculariaceae. Gene Ontology annotation, biological process: cell division. The record is from RefSeq and is a predicted model, not a curated record. Bases 142 to 2229 code for a protein of 695 amino acids. Gene Ontology annotation, molecular function: protein binding. Gene Ontology annotation, cellular component: anaphase-promoting complex. The transcript has 4 exons.